AGAGAACUUGUAAUUCGUUUCAAAGUUGGGAUUACAUCGCGGGAACAACCAUUAAGAAAAGAUCCGUCAUGGCGAAUUUUAGAACAAUUUUCUGUUCGGAAUUUGUUAAGAAUGGUGCGAAUUAGCUGCCUUUUUGCCAUCUUCUUCCUCGGCGUCUUGCUCCUGGCGAUACCAGCCUCCGCCUACCCCAGGAUGCCCAGCAACUAUUACUUGGACGAUGGCAAUUACGAACCUGAAGAAAUUAUGGACAUGCUGAACCGCCUUGAUAACUACUUACAACAGGAACGUAAAAUCGCUAACGAGAAACGGGCUCUAGACCUUGGCUUGAACCGUGGCUACUCCGGCGCAGUCCACGCUAAGCACAUGAUGGGUCUGGCAGCCGCUAACUUCGCAGGAGGCCCCGGCAGAAAGCGACGCGACGCUCACUAAAAACUGAUACUGCGUUCUGAAACUAUUUAUUUUUAAUUGUAAUACUAUAAAAUCCUCGCAUAACUAUACUAGUUGUUUUAUCAAAACCAUGAUUCUUUAAAUUGUUUAAUGUUUGUGUUAAUAUGUAUUUUACAACGAUUUUAAGUUUAUUGAGACAAGGGAAACCUUGAACAAGACAUUGAGUUUUACGUAUAUUAUCGGCCUAGUACAAAUUAAAUUCAAGUAGUGAAUAUUUAUCUUCUCUCUCUCUCUUUUCAUGUCUUACAGUAGAAAUAUAAAAUAUUUGAAAAAUAUGCUUUUCAAAUUGUAAAAAUUACGCUUAUAUGUACUUUGC
Messenger RNA from Pieris brassicae (large cabbage white), 763 nucleotides. RefSeq names its product diuretic hormone class 2 (gene Dh31). The transcript has 4 exons. Gene Ontology annotation, biological process: body fluid secretion. The record is from RefSeq and is a predicted model, not a curated record. NCBI's taxonomy places the organism in Eukaryota, Metazoa, Arthropoda, Insecta, Lepidoptera, Pieridae. Bases 112 to 429 code for a protein of 105 amino acids. Gene Ontology annotation, molecular function: G protein-coupled receptor binding; diuretic hormone activity.